Ambispora leptoticha is the source of this 751-nucleotide messenger RNA. The record is from the annotation of a GenBank genome assembly. NCBI's taxonomy places the organism in Eukaryota, Fungi, Glomeromycota, Glomeromycetes, Archaeosporales, Ambisporaceae.
AAAAUGGCCAUCUCGACGAAACAAGAGCGUAAAUACUGAAGCGUCUAUAAGCACGCAAACCACACCAAUUACACCGUUUACAUUUAAUAACGCACAAAAUCCCACGCCAGCUAAUGUCAUACCACCUAUUAGCACGCAAAAGGUCACACAAGUUAAUGACGAAACGGUCAAUAAUACUCAAGAUGUAGCAUCAAGCACACGAGUUAAUAACACGCAAACUGACAAAAUGGUCGAUAAUACUCAAGAUAUCAUGCAGUCUGUACCGGUAGCAUCAAAAACACUAGUUAAGCCAUCUCCACGCACAACCACACAACUUAAUUUACUUUCACCAUCAGAGACUGACUACCAGACUAUCCACACUAAAUUCAUGUCUCACCUUCCAGCGGCAACUGUAAAAGCAAUCUUUAGUCUAGAAAUGCCAGACUACAUUGUAAAACGGCACGAAUUGAUGAAGAAGCAGAUUCCGGUUCCUCGACAAACAUUUCACGGAACAAAGCAUCAAUGUGAUCCAAACCGUUAUAUCGUCAGUAAAGGAGAUGCGAAACCUUGUGGCGUAACUAAUUGUGGAUUAUGUGGAAUUAUUCAAGAUGGAAAUCGUUGUGAUAAGUCGAAUCAUAGUGUUUGGUCAGCUAUUCACGCCAAUACAUCUUUAUACUAUACACUGCCCGGCCCAAUACGUGCAAUGUUCGUACUUGACAUUCUCACAAAUCUUCCAGAAAAUAAUGCCACUCCACAUGUUACCCAGGAUGCA